CAUGUCAUGAAGUCUCAGACGUCAUCUGUUGAAUGAACUGGUCGGUGAAUAGAACAGCAUUGAUAGCUGAGGAUUAUGCCGUGGUCUAUAAACUGUUUCUAAAAAGUCAUGUUUGCUGGAAAGAAUGGAGCAGCAGCCGGAUUAGAGACUUGUUUGGAGAUUUGGAUAUGAUCGAUUGGAAUAACUGGAUGGGAUUUUUAGAGCGGUUAAAAAGUGAAAUAGGAGAAAGUGAAAACAAACUAAAGAUUUUAUUUUUUUGCUGUGUAACAAGCACUUGAGCUGAGCUGAGCUGAAUUCAGAGUUCGAGUGCUCCUCUUUAUAAUGGCAACAUUAUACCUGGCCAUUUUUCUGCUUGUGUUAUGUGGAAUUACCCAGCAGACAGGUGGUGCAUGUGAUGUGAGAUGUACAACAGACUAUAUUUCGACAAUGAAUUGUUCCUGUUCAGGGUCAGAAAAAUCCCUGUCCUAUGAGAUUCACACAAACUGCAGUGAUGUGAUGGGCUUUACAGAUGGAAGAUGUGUCAUCAGACCACCACAUCUCUGGUGUACCAUAGAACUAGAGAACUUCUUUAUGAUAGCAAACCCUGACACGGAAUGCACCCUCAGAGCAAAACAAGUCGACCAACAAACUGAAUGGGAAGAGGAGCCUUUAAAAGUUGUUACCUUGGAUCAGAUCAUAAUGCCACUGCAACCUGUCAAUCUAACCCUCAUAAAAAACAAUAAAGAUUUCAACCUAUCCUGGGAGAUGGCCUAUAAAAAUUAUGAAAAUUUUGACCGGCCUGAUUGUUUUAUAUACCGGGUGCGUUUAAGGCCAAAAGUCAUCAUGAUUGAGGAGGACUUCAAAGUGUACAACAUCAGCGAGGACUGCAGGUACCAGGAGAUCCUGUGUGACCAGCUCUCUCCAGGGAAAGUCUAUGUGCUUGAUGUUCAAGCCCGAAUGAAAGACUACGACUUUGAAAGUGAAUGGAGCAAGUGGAGUGUCGGAGUUGAAUGCAUCUGCCCUUACACCAAGGACCAAGACUUUACAGUGCCAUUUGAUUCAUUAUGGUACUUCAUGAUGCUGCCUGUUGUUUUUGGACUCUUUGCAUUCUUUGGGAUAUGGUACAGGGGGUUGUUUAAGAAACCAUGUCUCUUUCAAUACAUCCCGGACCCCCACGAUUUCUUCAAACCCCUUUAUCACACAUACCAAGGGGAUUUCAAGAAAUGGGUCGGACCAGUGUUUACCUUCAGCAGCUUUGAAGUAUUGGAGAAAAGUGCACCGCUGCAGGUGCUGAGUGAAAAGCAGCAAGCCGUCACGCAGAUGCAGAGGCCUCUUCUCUGUGAUCAGGCAAGUGGAGGCGGUAAUCCAGGAGAGUGGAAUCUUCUCAGCUUGAUAAACCCAGCCCUGUCAAAGCGGUACUUCCUUGGAGGCAGCAGCCUUGGCCUUGCCCACUCUGGUGGCCACAUCUCCAUGGAUACCGUGACGGUGUCUGGGCAGGAGGGCGGCAUGUCAGAUUUCCAAGAGGUUCAUGGGAACAUAGUUGAUGUUCCUGAUGAGGGCGAAAAUCUGGAACCGGACACCAGGAAGGGAUCAGAAGGACAGGGUUUUGAUGAAUGGCAGCUGCAACCCAACAAUGAGGAAAAUGGUGAACAGCUCUCACUGGAUUCAUUUAUUUCCAAUGAGCACUCUGAUUAUGGUUAUCCCCAAAUCGGCCUUGACUUGGACACCAUUGAUAGUGGAUUCUUGGAAUCAGACUGCUCGAGCCCAGUGAGCUCUGAAUGUGAAGGAGGAGAACGCACGGAUACUGCUUUAUUGGGCGACACUGCGGGGACCCAUUCAAACUAUGUCAAGCAGUGGGUGGCUUUUAUGCCAGCUUCAGGAGAAAAUAGUAACUCUUUGUAGGAAUCUUCUGUUUCCGUGAACUGCUAUACAGACGUGCUAUCAUGCAAAAGGGUUUGGAACUGUCAAACAAAAUCCUUGUUGCAUGUUUAAUAAGGACAAAAUACCAUUGCAUCUCUACAGUGCAGAAAACAAUAAACUUAAAGUCAUGAUGCUGACUUAUUUCUGGGUAUUUGCCUGUGCAAAUUUUCAAAAAGAGACUUUGAUGCUAUCAUUUUGUACAAUUUGCUGUUUUUCUGAACAAAACAAGAAUGCUAGUGUAGAACAAACGAUUGUAAAGAUUACAUGCCAGCGCUAUGAUAAUGGCCCUUAGUUUUAGCACGGGUUAUCAAGCUUUAUGCGUGAAGAGGAAACUGAGUUUGAAAAGAUAAUGAUACAUGGGCAUUCUUCUCAGACUAAAUCUGAUAGCCACUGAACUGCAAAUUUAUCAGAUCAUCUUUGUGCACAAGUAGAAUGCUGAUCUCAGCUACUGACUGAUUUCUAUCCUUUUUUAACACUUAGCAAAAUAUUAUAUUAAAGCACCUAAUGUCAUCUCGGGGUCUCUUUUGGCAGCCGAUUUGAUGCUGUGUAAGUUUGGACAGACCAAAAUUGUGUUGCCUUUAAAAUAAAAAAAAGUGUUUUUUUUUUUUUUUGCAGUUAUCAGACAGAACCACUGCUCAGAUGUAUUUUAUUUACUUGUGUGUCUGUGAUGUUUACUAGAAGCAUGUUUUACCUUAAAAAGUCCUUUUUUAUUUCUUUUGCAUACCAGUGUAGUUGCACUUUAUUUCUUCUAAUCUAACUGACAAGAAAAUAAAGGUUAGCUUCGACCCAUCACAUUUGAAAUUCCCGUAUAAAGCUCCCUGUUUAUUUCGUGCCCAAGAAAACACAAUGCAUGCAGGUUUAUUUUGAGUUGAGAAUUAUUGUUGAUUUCACUAGCGCAGCACUUACUGUAUAAACUCUCUACUGUAUACAGGAGAUCUUGACAACAUGAUCUCACUUCUACAUGGCCCUGUGCAAGAACAACUAAAAGUAAGGGGACACUAAAGUGAAACAUGGAGUAUAUUACAAUAACAAAAAGGACUGACUGUAAAAAGGAAAGUGAAUUAUGCAUGAUGCAUACUGUAUGAGUAGCAUGUCAUUUGUUCUGAUGUCAUAUUUAUUUUCCCAAUAAGAGAUUUCAAGUCAUCUAAAUCCAGUCCAGUCUUAAAGUGCAAUUAAGUGUGAUGAACUCUAUUUAUGGCAAGUGUACAAAUGCAAAACUGCAUGACACGUUCCCAUGAAGUUUUCAGUUUGUAUGCAAAUAAUGUGUUAUAAGUACUAUGACGAAUGCCAUGCUGGGUUUUGAAGUUACACAAACGUAUUCGUCUCCAGUGUCAAUUACCGUGUCAUAGAAAACACACCUGCUUGCUUUGGGUUUUCUGACUAAUAGGAUGUUGUACGCAGUUUACGCACAGAAGAGAAAUGACUCCGAAAUGUCAAAGCAACCAACCCUCAAGAUACCUACUUCAUUAACUGAUCAUAGAUGGAAGAUAAUGUUGAGGUUAAGACAGGAACCGUCUCUGUAUAUAAAGCCUAGUACACUUAGCACAAACAGAGAGCUUAUUCAUCUGCAAAAGCUCACAAGGUAAAGACCAUGUUUUAGUUACCUGCCUAGGUUACUGUUUUGUUGUGUAUUUCUGUAAUUAUUGUAAUUAAAUAUGCAAAAAGGAAAAAAAAUUAUUACAAUAUUAGUAGUGCAAAUCCUACUGAUAUGUUUCAUCUGGUUAUUUUUGUCUUGUAACUUUUAUUGUAAUAGUGCAUUAUCUUUGUUGUUUCUAUUGUUUUUUUUAAUAAACAAUGAUUUUGGGGGCGGGGGGAAAGCCCCCCCUUCUAAGAAUGGAAGUUUUAAA
Molecule: messenger RNA, 3746 nt
Organism: Clarias gariepinus (North African catfish)
Lineage: Eukaryota; Metazoa; Chordata; Actinopteri; Siluriformes; Clariidae
Gene: il21r.1
Product: interleukin 21 receptor, tandem duplicate 1
Exons: 10
Coding region: 322-1881 (519 amino acids)
Biological process (GO): immunoglobulin mediated immune response; cytokine-mediated signaling pathway
Cellular component (GO): external side of plasma membrane
Molecular function (GO): cytokine receptor activity; protein binding
Source: RefSeq, a predicted model, not a curated record